Molecule: messenger RNA, 5775 nt
Organism: Coregonus sp. 'balchen'
Lineage: Eukaryota; Metazoa; Chordata; Actinopteri; Salmoniformes; Salmonidae
Source: the annotation of a GenBank genome assembly
AUGGCCGCGGCGAUCGCCAGCUCCCUCAUUCGGCAGAAGAGGCAGGCGAGGGAGCGGGAGAAGGCGAAUGCCUGCCGCUGCGCAAGCAGUCCGGAUAAUUGCAAAGCAGGGGACAGGGGACCCUGUGAGAAACCGAGCAAGCUGAACGUGUUCUCACGCGUCAAACUCUUUGGCUCUAAGAAACGGAAGAGAAUAAGGCGACCAGGUGUGCUCUUGAGUGUGAUCUUUCGAACUUAACACAAAAACUGUCAUCAUCACCAUCAUCAUCAUCAGCGGUGUAGUGGUGCCUGGAGAAGUGGGUAUACUUUAAUUUUGCCAAUAAUUUCCCAAACAGUCAGCCUGGCGAAGGAAAGGUGCCCUGUGUGAAAAAUUCAAUGAGAAACAGUGACAUACACUCUGAAUUACCUAAAAUGAUAAAUCCCAUAUUGAUCUUUCACAGUCAGGCCAACCCAAGCUGUACUGUGCAUGUAGGAUAAUAGUAGGCCUACUAUUGAAACAGAAAAAUGAGGCUGUCAACUGAGUCAGAAUUUACAGGUUUCGGUUUUUCCCCAUUUUCUUCAGGUUUUUGGUCUCAAAGUCACACUUUUUUAAUAGAAGGCAACAAAAGUGGAUGUUCUAAGUCGAUAACAAUGCUUAAACCACAUCAGGAGACCACUUUUGAGGUUUGGGAGCAAUCUAAGACUUUUAGAUUUUUAAGUGUAGUUACCCUUUAAUUCAAGUGUGCAGGCACCUAGCACUGUUGUUUGGUUAGUGGUGUUUCUGUAGCACAUGAGAUGGAGUUGGCAAAACAUUUUUGCCAAUGGAUUGAUGCAAAUAAUCAUGAUAUCAUUCUGCCAGGUAGGCAUAGGCUACUUUGUAGCUAGUUAAUAUUUAAUUGAGAAGGUUUUUGGGAAAGCCUUUCCAUCUACCAGAAGACGGUUAGGCCUAUCAUUAGAAUCGUUAUAUAUUUCCUGUUCCUUAAUUGUUUGAAACCUGGACGUUUUACUUCAUAUUAUGAGGCAUGUCUUACCUUGCUUCAAAGUAGCCUAUAGCCAAAAUCCCACCAUUAGAAACGUGGAGGCAAUUAUUUUAUAAAGACGUACUCAUAUGCGUUCUCCUGUUCAAUUGGUUUUCUUACAACUGUCUUUCAUUGUCUAGCAGCCAAAGGCAUUAUUCUAGUCAUAUUAGUGACCCAUGAUAGUUGUUGCAUCUUUAGAUCUUCCCUCUUUCAAAAUUUCUGCUCACAUGUGCAGUGUGCAUUUUAGAAUGGUAUUUAUCCACAAAUUGCAUUUUGGAACAUUUGCACAUAGGCCUACCACUGUGUGCACAUUUCUGCACCUAAAAUGUGAAGAAAUAAUAGUUGAUCAACAUUUUAAGCUAAACAUUCUGAUCUGUUCCAUCAACUUUAUUAAUUGAUAUGCGUAUACCUGCAAUACACUACUUUGAUAUGCAUCGUGGGGAUUAAGAAGUGAGUAUACACAAUGCCCACUGAAAAAUAAGUUGGUAUACAGCGUAUACCUGCGUAUACCCUCCACUACACCACCGAUCAUCACCACGAACACAAACAGCACCACUUCUAUCCUAUCCCACUUUAAAUGUGAAGAUCUUGGAGCAAUGACACCUCUGUCCAAAUGGUGAUAUUAUAGCAUAAAAAUACCUUAUUUGACUAUUUAUUCCAUCAAACUCUGGUGAUUCUGAAAGUCCAUGCACUCAUCAAUUCAUUACCUCACUCUAACACUUAAGACACCAGCAAUACAUUCAGUGCCAUUAUUGGAUAAGUGCGCAACACCUUCACACUGCCAUGCUUCUGUUGUGCAUGAUAUUAUCAUCUAAACAAGAAUGCAAUUCAAACUACAUUGUCCCGUAUCCAGACAGAUAGAGCACCUGUUUUUGAAUCUAUGAAUUAGCUUUUUCUUGCACGGCCGGCCACCACUAUCCCAGGUACCCAUCACACUGUCUGGGUUUGUGCCAUAGUGUGAUGUCUAUGGGAUGCCUGAGGUUCCCCGGAUAGUUUACUACUGACUGUGAAGCAGUGGCAAACUAGUAGCGUUGGACUAUAGACUUGGCAUAUGUCCAAUCUCUCCUCCCCUCCUCUCUUCCCCGUUCUCACGUUCUGCCCUGUCGUCUCCACAGAGCCCCAGCUCAAGGGGAUAGUGACGAGGCUGUACAGCCGCACAGGAUUCUACCUUCAAAUGCAAGCUGAUGGAACCAUCGACGGAACCGAGGAUGAGGACAACAGCUAUGGUAGGACUAUGUGCAUUUGACUGUGUUUUUGCCUUUAAUUCAUUCAGAUUUGAGAUUAUUGUUAUAUAGAAUUCAAGAAGAAAUGUAGCCUUGACUUUUUUGCUCAACGUUUCCUGUAGCUGUAUUUUCACUAUUACAUAUUGAGUAUAAUGUUACAGUAUACUACGCACCCUCUCUCUAUUGUAUUCCACAUUGCAGCUGUGUUCAACCUCAUUCCUGUUGGGCUGCGAGUUGUGGCCAUCCAGGGGGUUCAGACCAAACUCUACCUGGCCAUGAACAACGACGGCUUCCUGUAUACCUCUGUGAGUCUCCUUCCUUCUCCACCACAACAUUGGGUCUCCUACAUGCUAAACGCAGGUUGUAUAUCACAGUAUAGUAAUUACCUGUGUUACUGAGCUAGUUGAUUACAUUGAAGGUCACCUUAACUGCCAUGUUAAUAAUAUUUAAGCAUCAUUUGUUGGUUUGAAAACCCAAGUUGGUUCCAUUUGUUGGUGUGUUUAUGUCCCCAUUGGUAACCUGGGGGGCAUCUUAUUGAGAGGGCUGGUUUGUAUUCUGGGCGAGACACAUGAGUAUGGAAAUGCUAAUGUUAAUCCUCUCAAGUUGUUAUUGUUUUAGCUCUGGUAAGGUUAUUUAGCAAUCUGCAUGGAAAAAUACAGCAUGGACUGAAUUUCAAACACCAUUUAGAUUAAUUCUGUUUAUUUAAAUUGCCUAAAGCCUAGCCUAGCCGUUUGUGUGUGUGUGUGAUUGGGUGUGUUUGUGUGGUCACCAUGAACAUUGGUGUCACUGGAUAUCUCUUGCCAGAAUGUGGUUUUGUAUCGAUCAUUGCCGAUGAAAAUAUUGAUCUUUGUCUGGCAAUUGAAUGAAUCAGUGUUUUCAUACUGUGCAGUUUAAAAUCAGCUCUCAUCCACAAUCUGUGCAAGCUGUGGGAGUGAUGGAUGGCUCAUGGUGGCUCCAAAAAUCAGAGAUUCCCAUCCUAGGCAUGUUCACACAGUAUGGCAAGCGAGUUCAAUUCAGCUCAUCAGUUAACUGAGGUUUUUGCAACUCAGUUCUGAAAGUGAACAGUGGUAGGGGAUCUCUUAUUGUAGAUUUGCUGCCGGGCACUGUGUGGCUGGCUUAUCCUGACUUGUAAGCUGUGCACGUAAAAGGUUCCCAAGCAUAGAAAUGGAAUUGGUCCGAACUGCCUUUUAGCUCAGUCUUCUGUGCCGCUUUUGACCAAUUCCAUCAGUGUUUCAGUCCAGUUAGUUGUUCCAUCCCUUCUGUCUUCAUUUACUCCCCUUUGGGCAUUUGAUAUGAAUGGAGAGCCUAGGACCUAGGUGAUAGUGAAAUGGCUGAAAUUAGGUGGCUAUUUCUUUCUUUCUCUCUGUCUGUCCAUCUCUGUUUCUUCUCUCUUUAUGUUGUCUCACAUUUACACUCCUGUCUUUCUCUCUUCGCUGUCUCCCUCUUUAGGAACACUUCACCCCAGAGUGUAAGUUCAAGGAGUCAGUGUUUGAGAACUACUACGUGACCUACUCCUCCAUGAUCUACAGACAGCAGCAGUCGGGCAGGGCCUGGUACCUUGGCCUCAAUAAAGAGGGGGUCAUCAUGAAGGGCAACCACGUGAAGAAGAAUAAACCAGCGGCCCACUUCAUCCCUAAACCACUAAAAGGUGAGUGGUCCUUUUUCUGAGAGGCUUUGUGUUUGUCUUUGUGUAUCUGUGUUGAAGUCUGUUGGGGGAACCCUAAAGUGUCUCGUUAGAAAGACUCACCCUAGUAUAUUGUUGCGUUUUACAGCAUAAUGUUUGUCAAAGGCAUGACCUCUGCAUAAUCAGUGUUGGGGAAGCUACUCUGAAAAUAUAGUUUACCAAGCUACCAAUUACUUCACACUAGAAGAAGUUAAGAUACACUAAAACGACCCUUAAGAAACAUAUAGUUUACUUAACUAAACUACCACCAAGCUACAGCUAAAUGUAAUUACUACUCCCCAACACUGUGCAUAAUACAGACAACCAGACUUUAUCUUUACCAAACUUGAUCCCCUCUCUGCCUCUUUGUCUUCCAGUUGCCAUGUACAGAGAACCGUCUCUCCAUGAUCUGACAGAGUUCUCCCGCUCCGGCAGCGGUACUCCCACUAAGAGCCGCAGUGCAUCGGCCCUGCUGAACGGAGGAGGGAAGCCGCUGAGCCAGAACGAGCAGUCCACAUAGCUGUGGGGAUCAGCCUCGGACAGAGGGCGGCUCUCACAGUCUUACAGUAAGCAGACUCAACUGAUCCUCAUCAAACUGAACAGGUGGAGAGGAAGGACAUUUACUUAGCUUAGUGUGUACUGAAACCACUGUGACAGACUAUGACAUCAUCAAUUAAAUAAAUCCAUGAGCUUCUGCGGGUCAACUUUGCUAUGAACUUCGAUACAAAAAGCCUAAACCAUUUUGCUGGUCUGGAGUUUAUAUUCUUUCUUGGAUUAUUCUUGAGCAUAUGUAGUGUAUUACACAUGUAUAUCUCUCCAAGGGUCUUGAGAGGGAGAGUUACUGGCCAGUAAUUAUGUGGUCUGUGAUCUGUUGCUUCCAUGCCUCCUAAAAAAGCAAUUUCUUUGUGUUUGAGUCCAAGAAAAGUGUACAUAUCUGCAAGCCUUCUGCCUCGGUCUGACUAUCUGCCAUAUACAUUGCUUGCAAGUGAUACCAAUUGCGUUCAUUUGUUCCUGUGUACCAAAGACUCAAACGUGUUUCUCUGGUUUUGCUCAAGACAAAGAAGUCUGAAAAACUGUGUACUAAUCGUACUACAUACUAUUUAGAACAUACUGUUUUUAAAAAUGUAUAUAGUAAGCAACACAUAUCAACAUACUAGGCUCACCCAUACUGAGAAUGCAUCAUCUAAUGCACAGUUGCGUUGUUUUCCACCAUUAAUUAAUUUUUGUACAAUUCUUCCCCUUAUCUGAUCAUCAGCUGUUGCCAAACACAUGUGGGUCUGAAAGAUUCUCUUUCUCAAUAGCAUGCAGCGAAUUCGUACUAGAUGAAAAGUUGAAAUGAUUAUGACAUCGUGGCAUUUAAAGCAUAUAACAUUUUCGAAAUGUCACAUACUAAUAAAACUUUCUUUAGAACGCAAGUAGACUAUGAGUAGGCUACGGGUAAUCGGACACGACCAAUGUGUGGUUUAUAGCGACUUGUUUUGACAGACCCUCUCUGUUUCUCUAUAGUGUUUAAAGAGUCCGUUUCCAUCUUCAUUUAUUACAUCCGAAGCCUAAUUAGAGACCUCUGUUUGUGAGAUCUUGUUGUUUAAAUACUUACAUCAACCCUUUUACAGUCAUUAGUAGGCUCCUUUUACAUUCUAGAUGACAUAACAAACCAUAAAUGUACUUUCAUAUUGUAUUUAGAUCUGUUUAGUCAUUUGUUUGCGUGUAUGUGUAUUAAGUGCUUGCGUGCGUGUAUGUGGAAGGAUAAUAACAUAAUCCUUGAUUUUGUAAUGUACAAUCAAGUGGGGAUUAUUAGUGAAAUUGAGGGCUCUUCCAGAUAAAAUGAUUGUAUGUAUUCUCCUGCAUAGUUUUUUCCUUCCCUGAGGCCAAAUACACUGAACAAAAAUAUA